AUGGGAAACUGUAGCAUGAGAUCUGACGAUUACGAUCCAGCAGUCUACUUAAAUUCUCACCAAUUCGAGUUCCAUUAUUUAAUUGGCAGAGGAGGUUUUAGCAGAGUCUGGAGUGUUACUCACAAAAACACAAAGCAAAGUUACGCUUUAAAAGAAAUUUUAAAAUCAAGAGUCAUCGCAAAAAGGCAUGUUCACUCUGUAAUUAAUGAAAAAAGGCUUCUCAGCAUUUUAAAACACCCUUUUAUCGUUAAUAUGCAUCAUGCAUUUCAGGAUCGUGACUAUCUUUACCUUACAAUAGACUUGAAAACAGGAGGGGAUUUACGGUAUCAUUUCCAGAAACAUACUUUUACUGAGGAAGAUACCAAAUUUUUGACUUCCUGCAUAAUUCUUGCAUUAGAAUAUUUACAUUCAAAUAAAAUUAUUCAUAGAGAUUUAAAGCCAGAAAAUUUAAUAUUUGAUGGAGAAGGAUAUAUGCAUAUAACAGAUUUCGGUAUAGCCAGGGCUUGGGUAGAAGACAAUUCGCAUGAAGUAUCAGGAACUCCUGGAUAUAUGGCUCCUGAAGUUCUUUGUAAACAAAAUCAUACAUAUGCUGUAGAUUGGUAUGCAUUAGGUGUGAUAUUAUAUGAAAUUAUUACUGGGCUAAGACCUUAUUUGGGAGAAAACAGAAGUAAAAUAAGAGAACAGAUAUUAGAUAGACAAGUCCAGUUAAAAGCAAACAAUUUAAUAGGCGAAUGGUCAGAGGAAUGUGUGGAUUUUGUAAAUCAAUUGAUACAGAGAAGACCUCAAAAUAGACUUGGAUUUAAUGGAAUCAAUGAAGUGAAAAAUCAUCCGUGGGUAAGAAAUGUGGAAUGGGAUAAAUUGUUCAGAAAAGAAAUCAAGCCGAGUUUUAAACCUCCAAAAGCAAAAAAUUUCAAUCAAAAGUAUGUGAAUGAAGAUUGGAAAGAUGGAAUUAUCACAAAUAGUGAUUUUAGCCAGGAAAUAUUUCUGGGCUACUUUUAUAAUGAAAUGCCAACAAAUAAUAAAGAUGAUCCAAACUAUCGUAAGUGCCAAAGUGAAGGGAAAAAAUAUUUGCGCCAGACUUUGAAUAAAAAGCAGGUAUCUUAA
Messenger RNA from Blepharisma stoltei, 1104 nucleotides. Lineage: Eukaryota; Ciliophora; Heterotrichea; Heterotrichida; Blepharismidae. The record is from the annotation of a GenBank genome assembly.